AUGCAUGAGCGAGAACUUUUGUUGAUUUGUAGGGGCAAGCAGGGGCAAACAAGGGCAAGUAGGGACAAGCAGGGGAAGCAAGGCUAUGCAGGAGCAAGCAGGGGCAAGCAGGGGCAAGCAGGGCCAGGCAGGGGCAAGCAGGGGCAAGCAGGGCCAGGCAGGGCCAAGCAGGGACAAGUAAGGGGCAAGCAGGGUCAAGUAGGGGCAAGCAGGGGCAAGCAGGGCCAAGCAGGGACAAGUAAGGGGCAAGCAGGGCCAAGCAUGGGCAAACAAAGGCAAGCAGGGGCAAACAAGGGGCAAGCAGGGGCAAGCAGGGGCAAGCAGGGGCAAGCAGGGGCAAGCAGGGGCAAGCAGGGGCAAGCAGGGGCAAGCAGGGGCAAACACGGGGCAAGCAGGGCCAAGCAGGGGGUAAGCAGGGGCAAGCAGGGGCAAACAAGGGGCAAGCAGGGGCAAGCAGGGGCAAGCAGGGGCAAGCAGGGGCAAACAAGGGGCAAGCAGGGCCAAGCAGGGGGUAAGCAGGGGCAAGCAGGGGCAAACAAGGGGCAAGCAGGGCAAGCGGGGGUAAGCAGGGGCAAGCAGGGGCAAACAAGGGGCAAGCAGGGCCAAGCAGGGGGUAAGCAGGGGCAAGCAGGGGCAAACAAAGGCAAGCAGGGGCAAGCAGGGGUGAUCGUGAGAUCGAACUGGGAAAUGGUGGGCGACAAUUAUGCAAAUGAUGCCUUGUUGCAGAACGAUAAAUCUCGCGGUUGCAACAAGCCCCUUUGCAACAUGGGCCCCUAG
Messenger RNA from Penaeus monodon (black tiger shrimp), 777 nucleotides. Its product is annotated as ribosome-binding protein 1-like. NCBI's taxonomy places the organism in Eukaryota, Metazoa, Arthropoda, Malacostraca, Decapoda, Penaeidae. The record is from RefSeq and is a predicted model, not a curated record. The transcript is spliced from 3 exons. Bases 1 to 777 code for a protein of 258 amino acids.